Notechis scutatus (mainland tiger snake) is the source of this 1262-nucleotide messenger RNA. It is a transcript of the gene PSMC3IP, whose product is annotated as PSMC3 interacting protein. Gene Ontology annotation, biological process: meiotic joint molecule formation; homologous chromosome pairing at meiosis; meiotic strand invasion involved in reciprocal meiotic recombination. Gene Ontology annotation, cellular component: condensed nuclear chromosome; DNA recombinase auxiliary factor complex. The record is from RefSeq and is a predicted model, not a curated record. Gene Ontology annotation, molecular function: double-stranded DNA binding; recombinase activator activity. Lineage: Eukaryota; Metazoa; Chordata; Lepidosauria; Squamata; Elapidae.
GCUUCCGAUAGGAGUCCCGCCCUGAUCAGGAUGAGCGGAGUAGGGAAGAAGCGCGACGCAUCUGAUGACUAUGCUGCCAUCCUGUUACGUUAUCUUCAGGAGCAGAACCGGCCUCACAGUGCUCAGGAUGUCUUUAGCAACUUACAGAAACAACAUGGAUUGGGCAAGACGGCUGUAGUGAAGGCACUGGAGCAGUUGGCUCAGCAAGGGAAGAUCAAUGAAAAGAUUUAUGGGAAACAGAAGAUUUAUUUUCCAGAUCAGAAUCGUUUUGGUAAUACAAGUGAAUCAGAACUCAAGGGCUUGGACAAUGAGAUUUCAGAACUAUCUGGCAAAGUUCAGACACUCCAACAGAACUGUCGUCACAUGGAAUCAGAGCUGAAAGAACUGAAGGGCUCUAUGACAACCCCAGAGAUGGUUAAAGAAAUUGAAGACUUAAAAAAAGAUUGUGCCAAUUAUACAGAGAAACUGGAACGGAUCAAAUCUGCUGCCAAUCAUGUGUCCCAUGAGGAGAAAGAAAAGGUCUACAAUGAGAAAAAACUGUACUGCAGAGAAUGGCGUCGCCGCAAGAGAAUGGCAACAGAAUUACUUGAUGCAAUCCUUGAAGGCUACCCAAAAAGCAAGAAACAGUUCUUUGAGGAAGUUGGCAUUGAGACAGAUGAAGAUUUCAAUGUUACAGUACCCUCUGUGUGAACCAAGAUCUCAUCUGUGUAAUUGAAAUCUAAGCAUUCAAGUUUCAGUUUCUCAUAUUCUGUUGCUCUGAUUUUCAGAAUUUAAAAAUAUUUGCAUUCAUUGGGUAAAAGCACACCUCCCAUUUUACACUGUUUAGUUUUUUCCUAGUAUUCACCAUAGGAUUUCCUAAUCUGUCUGAUUGUUUUGUUCUUAAAGUAGUUAGAACAAAAAUUUAAUAUGCAUUUGAGAAUAUGAGGGAGGGGGCUCAAAAUACUUGAAUUCUGAUAGUAUUGUUUUUUCUGUAAUUGGCCCUGCAUGUUGUAUUAACAGCAUAUUAUGCCAUUAACUACUAUUUAGAGUGAGCUAAUUAUUCCACCAAGAAUUGGGGGAAAUUUUAAUGUCAAUUGUUACUUAGCCAUCAUGCUUUGCUUUAUGCUGAAAGUCACCUUGUGAGAUGCAAACAAAUUUAAUACAUUUUCUCCAAGCUAAUUGGGAAAUUGUGAGAGGGUAGAACAACUGGGUUUACCACUUCUUUGUUACAUGGAAGAAAAACAAUGUACCUUGGAAAAUCGAUAUUAAAAGAUUAGUUUCCU